Messenger RNA from Arachis stenosperma, 1374 nucleotides. RefSeq lists its product as uncharacterized. The transcript has 2 exons. Bases 1 to 1374 code for a protein of 457 amino acids. The record is from RefSeq and is a predicted model, not a curated record. Lineage: Eukaryota; Viridiplantae; Streptophyta; Magnoliopsida; Fabales; Fabaceae.
AUGGCGGACGAGCACAGUCACGCUCCCUCGAAUACUAACCAGGCCGAGCUUCUGGCCAUCAAUAGGGCCCUCAAGGUCGAGAAUCAGAGGAUGGCCGAACUCUUACGCCAGAAGCAACACAACCACAGCAAAGGGGGAGAACACAAAAAUGCUGAAGACAAAGAUAACAAUGAUGAGCACACAUCAGAGACAAAACACACUAUACCUAAUCCCCCAAAAACAAUGACCAAGAGGACUAACCCUUUCACAAAAGAAGUUAUAAGCUUCGAAAUGCCUAAAAACUUCACCCUACCAACAACUUUAAAACCCUACCAAGGAAUAGAAGACCCAAAUAUCUACGUCACCAAAUUCCACACCAUGAUGUUCAUGAAUAAAAAAUCUGACCCAAUUUUGUGUCGCACUUUCCCAACCUUCUUGGAUGGAGCUGCCUUAAUUUGGUUCUCCAACCUCCCUAAAAGCUUCGUGUCCAAUUUUGACGAACUAGACGAUCAGUUCGUCAACCACUUUGCUGCAUCCAAAAUAUAUGUCCACAAUUCUGACUACCUGAGCACCAUCAAACAAGAACCGAAUGAAAGUCUAAAAGACUAUAUAACCAAGUUCGCAGAAGCAACCAAUGAAAUACACAACCUAAACUCUGAAGUCCACCUUCACGCUCUAAAGAGCAGCCUUCAACCAGGAAAAUUCCAAGAGACAAUAGUCAUAGCAAAGCCGAAGACUCUGGCCGAGUUUCGAGAAAAAGCAACAACUCAUAUUGAAAUUGAGGAACUCCGAGCAUUGCAAAAAGCAGAAAAUCCUACCUCGAAUAGAGAGGAUGAAAGGCGAAACAAGCACUUAACUGACGACUGCGUAAUAGCAAAAGAUGUCCUCGAAAAGCUGGCCCGUCAAGGACUACUGGACAAAUACAUUGAUAGCAGCAGACAGAAGCGGAACACAGAAGAGCUCGGCCAGCAAUCUAAAACAACUGACAAUUCUCGAGACAAAGGAAAAAAGGUAGACAGUGAUAUCAAUCCACGUCGCAGAGUAAUAAAUUGUAUUUCUGGUGGUUUUGCAGGUGGAGGAUGCACAAACUCAGCACGGAAGAAGUCGUACCGAGCUAUGAUGACGAUGACAGGGUCAACCUUGUCCCAACCCGUCAACAAGGACAAGGACAAACCAGAGAUCUUGUUCCUCCCUGAGGACUAUAAGGCAACCGACCACAACCUGGAUGACCCCGUAGUCAUCACAGCACAAGACGGAGAGCCACUAGUAAAGAAGAUCCUGAUGGAUCCGGGGGAGCAGCAUAGAUGUGCUAUUUUACUCAACACUUCAAAGGACGAAGCUAAGAGACAAAGCUCUCCAGCCAUCACUCAAGAAACUGGUAGGUUUUUCAGGUGA